GGAGGUUUGCCCCUGUGACGUUGCGCUAAUGCGUUGAAUGUUUGGAGUCAAUUAUACAGGAAGCUGUAGUAGACAGCGAGGCCGGACCGAGCCAGGAUGGCUUGCAACGACAUGGAUAAGUCCAGCCUCGAUGAUGGCUGUUGUGAGGGUGAAUACUCCAGUUGUGCAUUAGCCUUGGAGAAAGAAAGAGAUUCGUAUCUGAGCCCGACAGAGAACCCCUCCACCAUCAGUGUCUCUUCUAGUAUCCCCCCAGACCAGCAAGGCUAUGAUGUAGAGUUUGACCCUCCACUAGAGAGCAAGUAUGAGUGUCCUAUCUGUCUAAUGGGUCUCCGCUCGGCAGUACAGACACCAUGUGGACAUCGAUUCUGUGACUUGUGCAUCAGGAAGUCCAUCAGAGACACAGGGCAAAAAUGUCCAGUUGACAAUGAGGUGCUGCUCGAGGAACAGCUCUUUGCUGAUAACUUUGCCAAACGAGAGAUCCUUUCGCUCACCAUCAGAUGUCCUAAUGUAGGAUGCAGUGAUAAAAUGGAGUUGCGCCAACUGGAGAGACACUUGUCUCAGUGCAAGUUUAGCACAGCACCAUGCCCUCAGUGCCUGGAGUCUGUUCGUAAGAGCCAUCUGGAUGAACACAAGAGCCAGCAGUGCUUACAGCGGCUCAUGACCUGCCCUGACUGCGCAGGGAGUUUUGUGUAUGCUAACAAACAGAUUCAUGAACAGAUUUGUCCUUUCGCAAAUACGGUGUGUGAAUAUUGUGAAAUGGAGCUUAUUCGGGAUCAGUUGGCAUUGCACUGUGACACAGACUGUCUGAAAGCACCUGUAGCCUGUACUUUCAGCACUUUUGGUUGUCGUGAAAAGAUGCCGAGAAAUGAACUUGCCCAGCACAUGCAGGAAUUUACACAGAUGCACAUGCGCUACAUGGCUGAGUUUCUGCGUAGCCAAACUCUCAAUGGCUGCCUAACCCCGUCGGUUGCCGCCCAGUCUUCGUCAGACGAACGUGGUGCCUCUUCACGGGUGGCAGAUUCUUGCCAGUGUAAACAGGAGCUGAUAAACCUACGGGAGACAGUCUUGGAGCUGGAGGGUCGGCUGGUGCGUCAAGACCAACAGAUUCGGGAGCUGUGCAUCCACAAUGAAACACAGAAAAACCAGGUCACCGAACUACGCCGAAAGCUGAGCUCCCUGGAAGAGGCCACCCGCGAGCUGGAAGCCCAGCAGUACCAAGGCGUCUACGUGUGGCGCUUGGAGAACUUCUCACUCCACCUGCGCAACCAAGAGGCUGGUCAGCCCAUAGUUCUCCACAGCCCACCUUUUUACACGGGCCGGCCGGGGUACAAACUCUGUCUCCGACUGCAUCUGCAAACCCCCAGCGCCCCUCGCUGUUCCAACUACAUCUCGCUUUUCGUGCACACUAUGCAGGGUGAGUUUGACAGCCAGCUCUCCUGGCCUUUCCAGGGUACGAUCCGACUGGCAGUGUUGGACCAGGUCGAGGGGCAGCACCAUGUGGAAGUGAUGGAGACCAAGCCAGACCUACAGGCGUUCCAGAGGCCCACUGUCCAACGCAACCCCAAGGGUUUCGGCUAUGUUACUUUCCUUCACCUGCAGGCGUUGCGGCAGCGUGGGUUUGUGAAAGAGGACGUGCUGUUGGUGCGCUGCGAGGUCACACCACGAUUCGAUGCAAGCCUGAGGAGGGAGGGGGUCCAACCCCGGGGCCCAGAACCUUCACUUUGAGUUCCUACAUCGCUCCUGCAUUCUCAAGUUCUCAUUGACACUCUGCUGAAAAUACCAACUAAACCUUUUUUUUUUUUUUUUGACUUUCAUUACUUUGACUAAGUAAUGAUGAUUGCAUAACUCGCAAUGCCUGUCUGUUAUGAAAAAUGUUUUAUAUUCAAAUGUUUUGCAAAACAUUUUAGUGCAGUGCAAUCAAUCGACAAACAUCUGUUUGCAAUUCCACUGAAUGUCCUGUCAACCAAGCUAAAGGGUGUAAAACAGUAUGUAAUGGUGCUGCUUAUGCUAAGUGUUAGCUUCUACAAAUCAAUUUCACAAAACUACAUUCAACUGCUCAAUUUUGCUGCCUUACCCACCAAGGGUAAGUGCUGUGAUUUUAAAUAAAAUGUUUUUGCUCUUUUUUUCCCCCAUGAAAUACAUAAUUUUCAUUGAUUUGACAUGAUCUGACGAUUCAAAGCAUCAAUAGUACAGAGCAGCACUGUUUACUGUCGCUCUACUGGAUAUGGUACAUCAACUUCAAAAUGUGCAUAUACUUAAAGGAGUAGUUCACUUUAAAGUCCCUCUAAAGGCAAUUCUAAAUAAAAAUGUAAACACAUUAUAAAUGUUAGAACUGUAUUGCUAAAACAUAUUACUAAGUUUGUGAACUGAAGUAUUUAAUUGUGGAGUUACACCGUUAAACAAUUUUUCACCAUUGCUGUGUUCUGGAUUUUUUGGGGCGGGGUUAAAGCGGGGCUUGAUGAUGCACUGGAGCCCCUGAGCUCGUGGACACGCCCCUACUUGAUGACUCACUGAGGCUGGCCCCUCCCCUAACAAUAUAUCUAGAGCACAUUCACAUCAGUUUGCUGCUCAAACGGGAGUUACUGUCAGUACUAUUAGUUACUACAGCCUACAGUUUGCUAACUAGCUAUGCCUUCGUCACAGAAAUGCGUACUACCUGAAUGCGAUCGAUCACAUACAAAACAAAUCGUGUCCUUAU
This is a messenger RNA of Pimephales promelas (fathead minnow), 2698 nucleotides long. RefSeq names its product TNF receptor-associated factor 6 (gene traf6). Gene Ontology annotation, biological process: innate immune response; regulation of canonical NF-kappaB signal transduction; regulation of apoptotic process. Gene Ontology annotation, cellular component: plasma membrane signaling receptor complex. The record is from RefSeq and is a predicted model, not a curated record. Gene Ontology annotation, molecular function: zinc ion binding; tumor necrosis factor receptor binding; ubiquitin protein ligase activity. NCBI's taxonomy places the organism in Eukaryota, Metazoa, Chordata, Actinopteri, Cypriniformes, Leuciscidae.